Molecule: messenger RNA, 2823 nt
Organism: Diabrotica balteata
Lineage: Eukaryota; Metazoa; Arthropoda; Insecta; Coleoptera; Chrysomelidae
Source: the annotation of a GenBank genome assembly
AAAAGAGCAAGAAGCAUCGUUGGCCGCGGUAGUAAUGUGCUUACAUUCGUAAAGAGCAAUUCUUUAACGAUAUUACCGGCAUACGCUGACAGUACCGCAAGUUGUUAUGUGUUGUUGAUUUCUAGGGAGUUUUGAGAAGGUGAUGUGAUUUAGUUUUGUUAUUGAGAUUGCCUUUGAACUUUUAAACAAUGACGUUAAGGGAACUAAAAAAGAAAAGGCAAUACAUAGAACCUGGUGGGAGAAUAACAUCACAAUCUAGUGAACCCGCAGAUAAUAAAAGAUAUUCAAGACAAGAGGAAACGACACGGGAAAAGCAAAGACCGCCAAUUUAUAAUCCAGAAGAUUAUGCAUACUGGAUUAAGAAAUGGGGAAAGAAGUCAGGUCAUGGCAUUAUAUCUCUUUACACCACAUCUAGUAUGUCUGAUCUAGAAAGUAACUACUCGCAAAGUCACUCCUUCAGGGAUUACAGGAAUCCAAUGCUUAGUUCUUCAGAAAUGGAAAUGACAUUAAGGCAAUUUGGAACUGUCUCAGAACUGCUUGCCAAACUAAAGUGUGACCUCAGAUUAGCAUAUCCAAGUUUCGUCCAAGAAUUUGUCGCAGAUCCUCUUGAUGGAGUUACAGUCCUACUAGAUCUACUUCGUGCUAUUCAAUUAAGUCAGUCUAACGCCGGCCAAGUUCAAAAUUGCUCAUCAGGAGGAACUACAUCUAAACUAUCACCUGCCCUUCAACGACGGACUUUAUUGGAUGAAUUGGCAUGCUUGCAAUGUUUGUAUAAUUGCUGCAUACGAUAUUCUGAAUCCAUCAGAAAGUUAACAGCAUCAUCUGCUGGAUUAUUUACACUGGCAAUAUGUAUCAUGAGCAAUGUUAACAAAUCACGGAUUUUGGCUUUACAGUUACUUAGUAAAGCGUGCGAACCUCCAACAAAUUGUCAUUCUGCUGUAUCUGAGGCCAUGUCCACUCUUCGAUUAAGAUUUGGUGAACCCGUCCGGUUUAGAUUUCUUGUUGGAAUGCUGAGUUCAGCAGGAAGCCAUCAUACAGAACUGCUAACAUCAGGGCUGAAAUUUCUAAAUUCACUUUUAAAUACGGCUGAGUCUAUUCAGAAAAGAGUUUAUUUACAGGCAGAACUAGAACAGGCUGGAUUUGAUUUGGCAAUGAUUAAAAAGAAUAUUGGUGUGAACGUUAACGCAUGCGAAACUCUUUUUGAUGAAAUGGAUAUAUUUGAAAAGCACUUCGUCGAUAUUGAAAACCUUACAAUUCGUACAGAAAGUGCAGAAAAAGAAAAUGAUAAUCUACGCGAUAGGCUAGCCGAUUUGGAAGAGAAAAUUCAGGUUUUACAAGAAGAAAAGGGUAUUUUAAUUUCAAUGGAUCAAUGUUUGAGAGACAAAUGUAGUGAACUUCGAGAAGAAGUACAAUCUUUAAAAUCCGCUCAAUCUGUAGGCGCUUUAUGUAGAUCAUCAAAGAAUCCAGAAUCUACACCUGAAGAUGAAGGUAUAUCAUCUUCUGAGAGAACUCCUAGUCCAGAAGCCGAAAUUCAACCCACUUCUACGGUAUACGAGAUAUAUACAGCCCCAGAAGAACCACCAAGUAUUGACUCUGAAGAAGAAACUACUAUAGAAGAUGUAAUACAGGAACUUCAGGAUAUAAUCAGUAACGAAGAAACUCAGGAUUAUAACAGGGAAAAUCUAAAACUUAAUAAUGAAAGAAAACGAGAGGAGGAAUCUCAAAUAGCAGGAAAAUUGAAAAUUCAUUUGGAUAUUGAUGAUUACGCACUUACGAGUGAUUACGAAAUAAUUCCAUCAAAUUUACAACCAGAACCUCCAAGAAAAUCCAGAAGUCUAGUACAUUUAUUUUUGCCGACUACAGACUAUGAUUAUAAUACAAAGGAAUUAUUUUUUGAAACAGAAAGUCUAACAACAGACAGUUCAUUUUCUAUGGUAGAUGUGUCUAAGUAUUGUCCUCCUCUAUACGAGAAGAAGACAGAAUCAACUCCCAUCGAAUCAAUGCCCAUAAACAAUGUAGUACACAACAAAAGUUCUAAGGUAACAGUAAAGCGAUCAGAAUCUUUUAGACAACUACCAAAUCCAACACCCACCAUUAGAAGAAAUGUGUAUUCUGAAAAACAUCAAUUUCACAUUCCUCCUGAAGAAUACAAAAGAAAUUUACAGAAAAACAAAAACAUAAACUUAUCGAAUAAAUGCAUGAGCUUAGAUAGAGUUGACAGUAGUAUAGAUGUACCAAAUGGUGUCGUAUCAAAUAAAGUAAAAGCCAUUGCCUCAAGAUCAAAAAGUGAUUCAGAAAACUUACUCAUAACCUCUACUAAUAAAAGCAUAUCAAAUGUAUACGUAAAUCGUGAUAAAGACAUAAAGCCGAAAUUGGGAUCUUAUUCCGAAGAAAAGCACAGAAUGUUUUUACCCUCAUACGGAGAAGAAAACGAAGUAUUAUAUUAUUUUCCUCGAAUUCAAGAAAGGAAACCAAGUAAUACUUCAAGUUUUCUUUUAGAUCGGGGAUUUAGCAACGCUGGUCUUUAUUCUGGUCAAACAUUUGAGACACAUCACUAUUUUAAUCGCAGUAGAGAAGUUAUAGGCAGCGACUGCAGAAGUUCUGGAAAAUUAACAGAUUUUCCCUCAGGAUUAUAUUAAAAAAUAAAUUAAGUUGUACUGUAAAUAGUAUUUUGUUUAUCAUAGUUAUAAUUAAAUUUAUGUAUGUGAUAGUUGAAAGUAUAAGUUAUAUAAAACAUUUCAUUGAUUAAUGUAAACAGUAUAGUAAUUAACUUGGAUUAUUUUAAAGUUUGUAAUAUUUAUUCUACCAAAUAUUUUAGACAUG